Seminavis robusta is the source of this 1821-nucleotide messenger RNA. The record is from the annotation of a GenBank genome assembly. NCBI's taxonomy places the organism in Eukaryota, Bacillariophyta, Bacillariophyceae, Naviculales, Naviculaceae.
GGUGAAUCAGGCACAAGAGAUGGGAAUACAGCUCUGCAGCAUAAAAGCUGGAACCUGAAGCGCAAGUUGAACUUCGUCAGCACCAACGUGCGUGGUAUCCCUUGUUGGACAACAACCCUUGUUCUUUCAAAAAACAUUUGCAGGGACAUCACAUCUGAUCUCUCCCUUUGGAAUCAAUCCCACCCUCCUCAUCAAUAGAAUUGACCAUGAAGUUGUCUCUAGCGGUUUCCGCCUUGCUUUUGGCCAGUGCAUCGGCAUUUGUGCCUGUAAAUACAAAAUCUUCCCAUGUUCUUCCGUUGGAGGCCAAGAAAAUGAUCUCGGGUAGCAAGGGAGAUGGAGAAGGGUGGAUUGAUCCAUCGGCCCCAGUCAAUUCGGAGGCGGCUUCGAAAAAGACCCUUGAAAAGAGUUUGGAGGGCGCCGAGUUCAAAAAGCGUCUUUCCUUGCUGGGGUCCACUGGCAGCAUUGGUACUCAAACCUUGGACAUUGUGGAUGCCUGCCCGGACAAUUUCGUUGUAGACGCCCUUUCAGCUGGAAAUAAUGCCAAAUUGAUGGCUGAACAAGUCCUCAAGUACAAGCCUAAGGUUGCAUCAUUGUCUACACCAGAAGCUGCUGCUGAACUGAAGACUCUCCUGAAGGCUGCUGGCUGUGCCGAUAUGCCCGAAAUUGUCCACGGUGAAGAAGGUAUUCUAGCUGCCGCCACAGUUGCAUCUGCCGACACCGUGGUCACGGGAAUUGUAGGGGCUGCCGGACUAAAGCCAACAAUUGAAGCUAUCAAGCUCGGGAAAGAUAUUGCUCUGGCCAACAAGGAGACGUUGAUCAGUGGGGGGGCUGUGAUUAAUCCUCUCGUGGAAAAACAUGGUAUCAAUAUGCUCCCAGCUGAUAGUGAACACAGUGCCAUUUUUCAGUGUCUGCAGGGCGUCCCCGAGGGUGGCCUCAGACGAGUCAUCUUGACCGCGUCAGGUGGCGCCUUCCGGGAUUUGACCAAAGACGAGCUGUUCAAAAUGUGUGAGGAAGAUCCAAGAGCAGUGCAGGCAAAGGCCACCACACAUCCAAACUGGGAUAUGGGUGCCAAAAUUACUUUAGAUAGCGCCACAAUGAUGAACAAGGGGUUGGAAGUGAUUGAAGCACACUACUUGUUUGGUGCCAGUUAUGAUGACAUUGAUAUUGUGAUCCAUCCUCAAUCGAUUGUGCAUUCCAUGGUGGAAACGCAAGAUACUUCUUGCAUUGCUCAACUUGGAUGGGCCGAUAUGAGACUGCCAAUUGUCUACUCUGUUUCGUGGCCUCACAGGCUGAAGAUGCCUUACAGACCAUUGGAUUUGGCCGAAUUGUCUACAUUGACUUUCAAGGCCCCUGAUCAUGAGAAAUAUCCUUGCAUCCGACUGGCCUAUGACGCUGGACGUACCGGUGGAACCAUGACUGCCGUCCUCAACGCUGCAAACGAAGCUGCCAAUGAAAUGUUCCGAGAGGAUAUUGGCCUUGGUUUCUUGGAUAUUCCCAAACUCAUUGAGAGCGCCAUGGAAGCGCACAAGGAUGACUUGAAGGUCAAGGACGUGACACUUGAUGACAUUUUGAGUUGUGAUGAAUGGGCUCGAAAACACGUUGUAGAAAAGAGCAAGACCAUGAUGAAUGAUCCCAUCAUCAUGACAUGAAACGCAAAGACAGACGAAGCUAACGGUGACAAUGGAGGCACAUAAACUACAACUGAACCAAAACGAUUGCAUAACUGUACGGUACCUACACGCAGCCAUGUCUUCGCAGUUCCUUCGCGUUUCUUUUCGUCAAGUUUGAACGUUGCAACCGUUGUCGUGCACUAGCUAGAGC